AUGAUUUCUGACAAUAAACUUGAAAGUAGUAUAAGUGAAGUUGAGUCUACAAGUCUGCAACAAUUUGAUAAUAAUGAAAAUCUCAAAUUGGAUGAUGUUACACCAAAAUUAACCAAAAUGUGGUUCAGGUAUCCACAUCUCUUGAAAUUGAAUAUUUAUCUUUUGAGUGCUAUUUUUGCGUGUAUUACUUACGGCUAUGAUAGUAGUAUGAUGGGUAAUUUACAGACAUUACCAAGCUGGUCUAAAUAUUUCGACAACCCUUCUGGUGACGUACUAAGUACCAUGAAUAACGGUGUUUCAAUAGGGGCGUUGGGUGCGAUACCUUUUGCUGGUUUUAUUAAUGAUCGUUUCGGAAGAAAGACCAUAAUUAUUGUUGGUACCUCUUUAACCAUUAUUGGCUCAGCAUUACAGGCAGGUGCAAUAAAUUAUGGAAUGUUUCUUGCGGCCCGUAUUAUACUUGGAUUUGGCGUCUGUCUUUCAUCGGCCGGCGCUGGUCCUUUAUUGACAGAGACAGCUUACCCAUCUCAGAGAGCGGCAAUGACAAGCUUUCUAUACGCCAGUUUCCUGGUGGGCUCGUUCCUAGCUGCAUUAUUUACCUGGGGCCCAUAUAUAUCGAGCAUGAAAUACAACAAUUGGUCUUGGCGCUUGCCUUCAUUGCUUCAAGCUUUAUUUCCUGGUAUUGAAUUGAUUUUAGCCAUCUUAGGUCCAGAGUCUCCAAGAUGGCUAAUUGCUAAUGAACAAUACGACAAGGCAUUUGAAGUUUUAACAAAAUAUCAUGCUGGUGGUGACAAAGAAAGUCCAUUAGUGAAAUUUGAGAUGGCUGAAAUCUCGGCUGCAAUUGAUAAAGAGAAGCUUGGGGAGCAAUUCACCUGGAAUGUUUGGUUCAAAACAAAGGCAAAUAUGCAUAGAUUAUUUCUUUCAUUAGUAGUGCCAUCGAUGCAGCAGUUAUGUGGCUCAUCACUUACAGCUUACUAUUUCCCAAUUGUUCUUGACAAUAUUGGAAUUACUGAACCUGUUGAAAAAUUGAAGAUAAACCUUGGUUUGACCAUUUAUGGAUUAGCUUGGUCUCUAACAUUUGCAUCAAUAUGUGGAAAACUCAAGCGCAGAAAGUUGUUUAUAACAAGUUAUCUCUGUAUGUCUUUGAUGUUCAUCGUUUGGAUUGUUUUAUCUGCUGUUAAUGAACAAAUGGACUUCAAAAAUAAAGCAAUAGGUAGAGCCAUUAUUGCAAUCAUUUACUUUCAUUUUGGUUUCUAUCACAUGUCGUCUCCAAUAGGUACAACAUAUGUUAUGGAAAUUGUGCCAUAUGCAUUAAGAAGUAAAGCGUCUACCCUCUACCAAAUGUGUACCAAUGGGUGGAUCUUAUUUAACAAUUAUGUUAAUAAUUUAGGUAUGGAUGCGAUCCAAUGGAGAUACUAUAUUGUCUUCUGCGUGUGGCUAGUUAUUCAGGCUACGAUAGUGUACUUUUUUUUCCCUGAAACAUUUGGUUUAGGAUUAGAAGAAAUGGCCCAGGUUUUUGGUGAGGAUAUCUCAGACAUGCAAUACGUAGCAGAUAAAGCAAUCGUAGUCAAGCAAUCGGAGGAACAUGCAUCAAAAAGUAGGGUUUACCACAUAGAAGAUAAACAGUUAUAUAACUCAAAGGAUUAA
Debaryomyces tyrocola is the source of this 1644-nucleotide messenger RNA. The record is from the annotation of a GenBank genome assembly. Lineage: Eukaryota; Fungi; Ascomycota; Pichiomycetes; Serinales; Debaryomycetaceae.